Messenger RNA from Copidosoma floridanum, 357 nucleotides. Its product is annotated as histone H4. Gene Ontology annotation, cellular component: nucleosome. Gene Ontology annotation, molecular function: DNA binding; protein heterodimerization activity; structural constituent of chromatin. Lineage: Eukaryota; Metazoa; Arthropoda; Insecta; Hymenoptera; Encyrtidae. The record is from RefSeq and is a predicted model, not a curated record.
UGCGUUCUAAAUUCUAUCACGUUUACACUACCAGAAUGACUGGCCGUGGUAAGGGAGGAAAGGGAUUGGGAAAAGGAGGAGCCAAGCGCCAUCGCAAAGUUCUUCGCGAUAACAUCCAGGGUAUUACCAAGCCUGCCAUCCGCCGUCUGGCUCGUCGUGGAGGUGUGAAGCGUAUUUCUGGAUUGAUCUACGAAGAGACUCGUGGUGUCCUCAAGGUAUUUCUUGAGAACGUCAUCCGUGACGCCGUCACCUAUACUGAACACGCUAAAAGGAAGACCGUUACUGCCAUGGACGUUGUCUACGCAUUGAAGAGACAAGGACGUACUCUCUAUGGUUUCGGCGGUUAACUUAUCUGCA